Molecule: messenger RNA, 201 nt
Organism: Colletotrichum costaricense
Lineage: Eukaryota; Fungi; Ascomycota; Sordariomycetes; Glomerellales; Glomerellaceae
Exons: 1
Coding region: 1-201 (66 amino acids)
Source: RefSeq, a predicted model, not a curated record
AUGUUGCCCUCGCCGGCUGUCUCAAGUGUUGAACGUUUCUUGAGAGCCGGUGACAAAUCUGAGAGGAGGACCAGCGUUCCUGGACCACAAGCAGCCUCCCACCAUCUUCCGCGUUCGACGAACCCUCCAGGGCAGCUUAGGCCACGCAUACUUACUCCAAAUCCGCUCACACUUUUCAGGACGGGAUGGAUGGGCCAGUGA